Aedes albopictus (Asian tiger mosquito) is the source of this 1860-nucleotide messenger RNA. Its product is annotated as basic proline-rich protein-like. The annotation marks the transcript as partial. The transcript has a single exon. Lineage: Eukaryota; Metazoa; Arthropoda; Insecta; Diptera; Culicidae. The record is from RefSeq and is a predicted model, not a curated record.
CCUCCAGGAAUUCCUCCAGGAAUUCCUCCAGGAAUUCCUCCAGGAAUUCCUCCAGGAAUUCCUCCAGGAAUUCCUCCAGGAAUUUCUCCAGGAAUUCCUCCAGGGAUUCCUCCAGGAAUUCCUCCAGGGAUUCCUCCAGGAAUUCCUCCAGGGAUUCCUCCAGGAAUUCCUCCAGGAAUUCCUCCAGGGAUUCCUCCAGGAAUUCCUCCAGGGAUUCCUCCAGGAAUUCCUCCAGGGAUUCCUCCAGGAAUUCCUCCAGGGAUUCCUCCAGGAAUUCCUCCAGGGAUUCCUCCAGGAAUUCCUCCAGGGAUUCCUCCAGGGAUUCCUCCAGGAAUUCCUCCAGGGAUUCUUCCAGGAAUUCCUCCAGGGAUUCCUCCAGGAAUUCCUCCAGGGAUUCCUCCAGGAAUUCCUCCAGGGAUUCCUCCAGGAAUUCCUCCAGGGAUUCCUCCAGGAAUUCCUCCAGGGAUUCCUCCAGGAAUUCCUCCAGGGAUUCCUCCAGGAAUUCCUCCAGGGAUUCCUCCAGGAAUUCCUCCAGGGAUUCCUCCAGGAAUUCCUCCAGGGAUUCCUCCAGGAAUUCCUCCAGGGAUUCCUCCAGGAAUUCCUCCAGGGAUUCCUCCAGGAAUUCCUCCAAGAAUUCCUCCAGGAAUUCCUCCAAGAAUUCCUCCAGGAAUUCCUCCAAGAAUUCCUCCAGGAAUUCCUCCAAGAAUUCCUCCAGGAAUUCCUCCAAGAAUUCCUCCAGGAAUUCCUCCAGGGAUUCCUCCAGGAAUUUCUCCAGGGAUUCCUCCAGGAAUUCCUCCAGGGAUUCCUCCAGGAAUUCCUCCAGGGAUUCCUCCAGGAAUUCCUCCAGGGAUUCCUCCAGGAAUUCCUCCAGGAAUACCUCCAGGAAUUCCUCCAGGAAUUCCUCCAGGAAUUCCUCCAGGAAUUCCUCCAGGAAUUCCUCCAGGAAUUCCUCCAGGAAUUCCUCCAGGAAUUCCUCCAGGAAUUCCUCCAGGAAUUCCUCCAGGAAUUCCUCCAGGAAUUCCUCCAGGAAUUUCUCCAGGAAUUCCUCCAGGGAUUCCUCCAGGAAUUCCUCCAGGGAUUCCUCCAGGAAUUCCUCCAGGGAUUCCUCCAGGAAUUCCUCCAGGGAUUCCUCCAGGAAUUCCUCCAGGGAUUCCUCCAGGAAUUCCUCCAGGAAUUCCUCCAGGGAUUCCUCCAGGAAUUCCUCCAGGGAUUCCUCCAGGAAUUCCUCCAGGGAUUCCUCCAGGAAUUCCUCCAGGGAUUCCUCCAGGAAUUCCUCCAGGGAUUCCUCCAGGAAUUCCUCCAGGGAUUCCUCCAGGGAUUCCUCCAGGAAUUCCUCCAGGGAUUCUUCCAGGAAUUCCUCCAGGGAUUCCUCCAGGAAUUCCUCCAGGGAUUCCUCCAGGAAUUCCUCCAGGGAUUCCUCCAGGAAUUCCUCCAGGGAUUCCUCCAGGAAUUCCUCCAGGGAUUCCUCCAGGAAUUCCUCCAGGGAUUCCUCCAGGAAUUCCUCCAGGGAUUCCUCCAGGAAUUCCUCCAGGGAUUCCUCCAGGAAUUCCUCCAGGGAUUCCUCCAGGAAUUCCUCCAGGGAUUCCUCCAGGAAUUCCUCCAGGGAUUCCUCCAGGAAUUCCUCCAGGGAUUCCUCCAGGAAUUCCUCCAGGGAUUCCUCCAGGAAUUCCUCCAGGGAUUCCUCCAGGAAUUCCUCCAAGAAUUCCUCCAGGAAUUCCUCCAAGAAUUCCUCCAGGAAUUCCUCCAAGAAUUCCUCCAGGAAUUCCUCCAAGAAUUCCUCCAGGAAUUCCUCCAAGAAUUCCUCCAGGAAUUCCUCCAGGGAUUCCUCCAGGAAUUUCUCCAGGGAUUCCUCCAGGAAUU